This is a messenger RNA of Lepidothrix coronata (blue-crowned manakin), 1738 nucleotides long. It is a transcript of the gene GRB7, whose product is annotated as growth factor receptor bound protein 7. Lineage: Eukaryota; Metazoa; Chordata; Aves; Passeriformes; Pipridae. The record is from RefSeq and is a predicted model, not a curated record. The transcript has 16 exons. The coding region runs from base 1 to 1713 and encodes 570 amino acids. Gene Ontology annotation, biological process: signal transduction.
AUGGGGGUGGGCGGGGGCCCGCGGGACCCGCACCCCAAGGACAUCCCGGAGGUCCCUGUGCUCCCCCCAGGAGCCCUAACAGGAAUCCCCGGUCCGGCGGGAGGGUGGCGGGACGCGGCGGGCGCCUCAGAUAAUGCCAUGGAGGGGGGGGCUCAGCAGAGCAGCCUCCGGGAGCCCCCCGGGCCGGAGCAGGAGGGGCUCCCCAGCGAGUGGGACGGGGGCGAGGGGCCGCCCGAGGUCAAGCGCUCCCAGCCCCUCUUCAUCCACGGCAGCAGCCGGACCCCGCCCCAGGAGGAGCCGCGCGCGUCGUCGCUGCCCACCAUUCCCAACCCCUUCCCGGAGCUCUGCAGCCCCUCCAACUCGCCCAUCCUCAGCAGCCCCGCCCUGGGGCAGGGACCCCCCCGCGAGGGCACCUCCCACGUGGUGAAGGUGUUCGGCGAGGACGGCGCCUGCCGGUCCCUGGAGGCCUCGGCGGGCACCACGGCCCGGCAGCUCUGCGAGACCCUGGUGCGCAGGACGCGGGCGAUCCACGACCACAGCUGGGCCCUGGUGGAGCUGCACCCUCACCUGGCCCUGGAGCGGUGCCUGGAGGACCACGAGGCCGUGGUGGAGGUGCAGAGCUCCUGGGCCGCCGGCGCCGAGAGCCGCUUCGUGUUCCGCAAGAACUUCGCCAAGUACGAGCUCUUCAAGAGCAACGUGCAGUCGCUGUUCCCCGAGGUGAUGGUGUCCAGCUGCCUGGAGGCCAACAAGAGCAUGGCACACUCCGAGCUCAUCCAGAACUUCCUCAACUCCGGGAGCUGCCCAGAGGUCCAGGGGUUCCUGCAGCUGCGGGAGCCCGGGCGCAAGGUCUGGAAGCGCUUUCACUUCUCCCUGCGCCGCUCGGGGCUCUACUACUCCACCAAGGGCACCUCCAAGGACCCCCGGCACCUCCAGUACUUCGCUGACCUCACCGAGUCCAACAUCUACUACGUGACCCAGGGCAAGAAGCUCUACGGGACCCCCACCGAGUUCGGCUUCUGCAUCAAGCCCCACAAGGUGCGGGGCGGCGUGAAGGGCCUGAAGCUGCUCUGCAGUGAGGACGAGCAGAGCCGGAGCUGCUGGAUGGCGGCGUUUCGGCUCUUCAAGUACGGGAUGCAGCUCUACCGCAACUACCAGCAAGCGCAGGCGCGGCUGAGCCAACCCCCCUGGAUCGGCCCCACGCCCCUGAGAAGCGUCUCUGACAAUGCCCUGGUGGCCAUGGACUUCUCGGGGUGCACGGGCCGGGUGAUCGAGAACCCCAGCGAGGUGCUGACGGCGGCCCUGGAGGAGGCACAGGCCUGGAGGAAGAAGACGACGCACCGGUACAGCCUGCCCGCCGCCUGCCACAGCUCCCCGCUCAGCGCCGCCAUCCACCGCACCCAGCCCUGGUUCCACGGGCGCAUCUCCCGCGAGGACACCCAGCAGCUCAUCGGCCGCCAGGGCCUGGUGGACGGCGUCUUCCUGGUGCGGGAGAGCCAACGGAACCCCAAGGGCUUCGUGCUGUCCCUGUGCCACCUGCAGCGCAUCAAACACUACCUCAUCCUGCCCAGCGAGGAGGAGGGUCGGCUCUACUUCACCAUGGACGACGGGCAGACGCGCUUCGCCGACCUCAUCCAGCUCGUGGAGUUCCACCAGAUCAACCGGGGCAUCCUGCCCUGCAAACUGCGCCACUACUGCACCUGCGUGGCCCUCUGAGCCCCGGGGCACCGCACGCCCUGGC